CUGAUCUUAACCUAUCAAUAACACCUGUCAGCUUCUCAUACAGGCACCAAUCAGCAGCACGAGGAAACGGCCAUGUGGCAGACCCUGAGGUACAGAGGGACAGAAGGAGGGAAACGACACACAUGGACAGACGGACACAGACUCCAGCCUAAAACUCAACCGCCCUGCAUAGAAUCAAAAACGGACAAACUUCUCUGAGGCCCUUCAUUGUCUACAGCCUGCCGAUAAAGUUAUGGCACCGCUGCUCUCUCUGAUUAUCUCCCUCCUGGCUGCCUCAGUCAUAGCUGAAGACAGCGCCCUCCCAUCCCUGAAUGAUGUCACUGCAGCCGAGGCCUUUAUCGAAGCCUCCGAGGUGGUCGUCAUCGGGUUCUUUGAGACUCCCUCAGAUGAGACUUUUGGCUACAAGGAGUUUGUGGAGGCAGCUAAGACUGUGAAGCAUAUCCCUGUGGCUCUGUGCAGUGAUAAGGAGGCAUGGGCCAAACUAGGCAUCGUGUCUGACACGAUCUCCAUCUUCAGAAAAGCAGAUAACCACCAAGACAACCUUCAGCUCUCUGAGACCAAGAAAGUGGAGGCGGACGGCCUUGCUCGCUUUAUCACCAUGAACGAGCUUCGCUACAUCACCGAGUACAACCAAGUGACAGCAGUGGGUCUGUUCCAGUCUGAGGUGAAGGCACACCUCCUGCUCUUCAUCAACAGGGGGAGUAGUGACUAUGAAGUGCUCAAGGACCUACUAGGAGCUCUGGCCCCAGAAUUUGUUGGGAAGUUCCUGUUUGUGCUGGUACACGGGGUGAAGUCCAAUGAGAAAUCUCUGGGCUACUUUGGCCUGACGUCACGUGACCUUCCCCGCGUGGGCAUUUACGACCGCGACUCAGAUAUGAAGUGGCUCAUGCCCGAGGGAGAGAUCUCCACCGAACGUGUGCGGAAGUUCUGCCAGUCACUCAUACUAGGCAAUCUCAAGGAGGUGAAGCAGGCAGGAGAACGUGUUCCUAAAACUGAGUUGUAAAAUAAACAAAUAAAUGAAUGUAAAUAAUUAGGUUUGUGACAGUUAUU
Messenger RNA from Oncorhynchus mykiss (rainbow trout), 1050 nucleotides. RefSeq names its product endoplasmic reticulum resident protein 27. Gene Ontology annotation, molecular function: protein disulfide isomerase activity. Gene Ontology annotation, cellular component: endoplasmic reticulum. Gene Ontology annotation, biological process: response to endoplasmic reticulum stress; protein folding. The record is from RefSeq and is a predicted model, not a curated record. NCBI's taxonomy places the organism in Eukaryota, Metazoa, Chordata, Actinopteri, Salmoniformes, Salmonidae.